AUGCCUCCGCCCGGCCUCCUCGAGAAGGUCUUAACGCUGAAUGCUCGCAACAAGUUCGUCGGCCCAUUCCCCGCUGACACCUUCCUGGACACCUUCUUGCCUAUGUCUUCCUGCUCUAUACCGGAUAUCAACGAGGCUAGCUUUUCUCAGAUCCCAAGGAAGAGAACAUCUCACAUGUUCAAACCUCUCAUAACCGCGGUUCGUCCAUUCUGCUCUAUGCUCAGGUUGUGCAGGACCACGGGAAGUAGUGGGGAGAAGUGGAGAGUGUACCAACAAGAUGUGAAGCCACAAGUCGCGAUGUAUGACACCAGCGUCCCUCAAGACGUCGAUACGGAUAUUUCGAGGAUGGAGGCGUGGAUGGAGGUCACUGCCCAUGAAGAAGAGGACCCAUUCGACGAUCCUCCACCACAGCUCACGGGUGAAGACCUCUUUGCACACCUUCGAACACACCCCUUCGAGCGCGAAACCGAGCAGGGGAUGCGCACUCGAGGUCGAACCCUCGCUCAUGCCAUCGCCCAGCUGGGAUCGCAAAACCGAAACUUCGCCUUCUCGACAAUUCUUUUUGGUCGAUUUGCCCGCUUAGUGCGCUGGGACCGUGCCGGUGCGGCGGUCUCGCGACGAUUCGACUACACCAAAACGCCUGAGCUGCUCGCCAAGUUCUUCUGGAGAUUAUCGCAGGCGUCACGGGACAGUCGGGGAUCGGACGAAUCGGUUUCGCCUGCAGAUUUGGACAAUGAAGUUGCGGCUACGAUACGACAGCAGCUCGAUAUGCCUCCAGACGAGCAGCUAUUUCGCUAUGAGAUUCACGAUGACGCAGAUCCAAUCCCAUCUACUUCGUCCGGCGGAGCCGAUGAGCACGGGCGCAAACCCUCGACCACAUCGCGUUGCUACUAUGGCCCUCGGUUCGACUUUAUGCCUUGGGAUCUGACGGGGAGCUCUACGCGAACUGCCGUCUUGUGGGACUUGACUACCGGGAAGAAGGUCUUCCUGAAAGACCUGUGGAGACCCGACUCGACCUCGGCAGAGAAGGAGGGCGACAUCUAUCGAACGCUUCAAUCACACAAUGUCCCGCAUAUCGCACCUAUGGAGAGGAGUGGAGAUGUGCCCAGCAUUCACGGCGCUAGAACUCAGACGCAGGAUUACAGCGAACAAUAUCUUGGCAUACUAAUAUCCGGUUACGUUCAUUAUCGCCUCACCCUCGGUGUCGUAGGGAAACGACUAAGCCAGUUUUCUUCGCCCAGUCAACUGGUCUCGGCUUUGGCUGAUGCUUUAGAAGCACACAAGGGGGCAUAUGAAUCGGCCAAGAUCCUCCAUCGAGAUAUCAGCGCGGGAAAUAUCAUUCUAUCGCCGACUGGCGAAGGUCUUCUCAUCGACUGGGAUCAUUGUCUCAACAUGGAUAGCCCGUCAUAUGAGGAGGCACAAUAUGGGAUAUCAGGCACUUGGGAGUUUAUCUCCGGACGUCUCCUCAUGGAACCCGACAACGAGAUACACACACUACAGGAUGACUUGGAGUCCUUCUUGCACGUUGCGACGUGGACCUCCGUUGGCGGAAUUCAUGGCAAACUGUCGUCCGAGGAACGGGAAUAUUACCUUGACCAAAUCUUCCGCGACAAGCAAAAUAUCAACGGUCGGGAAGUGGGAGGCACCUGGAAACACCUGCGUCUCAUAAACGAGAAUUGCUGGGGACCCGAUAAUUGGCUUCCUGACCAUUCUCAUCUUCUUCUCAUGUUACGCAAACUAGGCAGCACCUUUGGCCUAAGGUAUCGCAAGCCCCCCAGCGAUGAGGAGCGCAGAAAGUACCGUGUGGCUGGAGAAGAACUUAGGGCCACUCUUCCUGAGCUCUAUGAGACCCUCUAUGUCUGCGUUUACGACAAGGCUAUGGCCGCGAUCCAGACGCAUGAUUGGAUGAUUGAGGUAUUAAGAGAGGGGUCAAAAGCGAUGGAAGAGUUGGACGAUCAAGUUCUCACGACAGCGACCAACAGUGACAGUGGUUCAGCGUUGAUAGCUUACCCCAUUAAAUCUGAUUCUCGCGAGAAUGAACGAGUGCAUAGGAAGCGGUUGGAGCAAUCGCCUUCCCUCCCAGCUGAGGAUCAACGUCUGAGGAAGAAGGUGAAGCAGGCUUAAAAGUCGCGGAUAUCGUGCUCACCUGUGCAAGCGGAGCCGCCCGGUUAUGCAAGAGAACGCAUCCCCUCCCCUCGUCUUAUCGGAAGGUUCUUGACAUACUUCUUGCUCGUCACGUUUCGCUGC
Molecule: messenger RNA, 2247 nt
Organism: Coniophora puteana RWD-64-598 SS2
Lineage: Eukaryota; Fungi; Basidiomycota; Agaricomycetes; Boletales; Coniophoraceae
Exons: 4
Coding region: 1-2124 (707 amino acids)
Biological process (GO): protein phosphorylation
Molecular function (GO): protein kinase activity
Source: RefSeq, a predicted model, not a curated record